UCUGCGAUGUGUUAGCGGUAGACAUGUUCUUUUAGUGAAUCAAUUGUUUUCUUGCAGAACUGACAUGGUUUUGAAAAGGUAUUUCAACGUGGAUAUAUUUAGAUCCAGUUUUUCUCGCUUCAUGCUACGCUUUAUGCUACUGUCAGCUCUAAUCGCUGGAUUCCUCCUCGUGCUUCUGAGUAUGACACAUUUCCCCAGGAGUACAAAGGCUACAAGUACACGGUUGUACUACACUCGCCUGGCAGCCAACAGUACUUCUGAUCUCAAUAGAGAUUCUUCUGAUGUAAGCAAACCAAAGAGCUCUGUGGUCACACCAAAAGAUAACACGCCGAAAGAAUCUCAGCACCACGAUAUCAAAUGGCAAUCAGAGUAUUUUCCAGAGCUGGAGAAAGACCCUGUUUUACAAUCUAUUGUGAGUAGAUAUCAGUCUAAAAUGAACCAAAGAAAACGAAAGUUAGUAAAUGAAAAUAACUUUCAAUACAUUCAUAACGUCCCCAAUGCAUGUGUAGGGAGAAAAGUGAAACUGAUCGUUGGAGUUCCAUCUAGAACCGAUAGUUUUGAAGCUCGACAGGCAGUCCGGGAAACAUGGGGUCAAUAUGCCCUCGUCCCUGCGAAUAAUGCCGUCGUGUUGUUUUUCCUUGGUGUUCAGCCAGACAGAGCAGGCCAAGAGCACAUUGAUGCAGAGGCUUUGAAAUUUGGUGAUAUCGUUCAAGAGGACUUUGAGGACACCUACAGAAAUUUGAGUCUGAAGAGCAUCGCUAUAAUGAACUGGGUCAGCAUGUAUUGCCCUGAUUCGCUUUUUGUCCUGAAAGCAGAUGACGAUAUGUAUAUUAACGUGCCACGCCUGGUGGCCAGGCUACAGAAACAGAUGGCUCUAGGGCCAUGUUUUCUGAUUGGGGCGCUGCACUCCAACACGUCCCCCUUCAGAGACUCUAAGAACAAGUGGUACGUAACAAAAGCAGAGUAUCCUGAAAAGUAUUUCCCAAAUUACCUGUCAGGUACUGCCUACGCCAUGACCACGUCAGCAGCCAUGCGGCUAUUCAUCGAAUCAUUUUACGUGAAGCUAUUGUUCCUGGAAGAUGUUUAUUUGACCGGGCUGGUGGCUGACCAGGCAUCAGUACCCAGAGUAGCGGAUGAAGAUUUUAGCUGGCUCAAGUACGAGGCUAGUGGAUGUCAAUACCGAGAUAAAAUCAGUGGACACAAGAACAGCCCAGAAGAGAUACGUAAAAUACACAAAGAAUUGUACGACCCAAACCUCCGGUGUAGUUAAUAUAUAGUACUCUGUUUAUCAUGUGCUACACAAAUUGCUAUAAGAAAUUUAAAUGAAUUCUGCUUAAACACACAAAAAAAAUCAAUUUUUUUUUAAUGCAACAUAAAAAAUAUUUAAUCAAAAGAACUCAAAAGCAAUAGUACAGAAUAAUGUUCAGUUUCUACGUGCAAUUUUUAAAAUGUGACAUACUAAUACAAUAUACUCCAGCUUAAAAUAGAAUCUACUGGCCCAUGAAUAUAAGAAUAGAGACUUCACAAAGUGAAGUUUAAUAUUGUUGAAGUCCUGGAUAACUCAGGGGAGUCACCAAUGUUAAAAAUAAAAAGAUUAAUUGACAGAGUGGUAUCGUCAAAGACUCAGCUAUUCUUUGAUUUGAGAUUUCGUAAAGAAACUUAACUCAUAACCAGAGGUUUGCACGAAUUGUUGAGCCACAAAAAAGGCCACCAAAAAAGAAUUUAUCGUGAUAAAUUAUCAUCUCUCUCAUCUGCCUGUGACUUUCGUCGUAGUGUCAGAUCGCGUAACAAAAUCCCUUCAUUUUCUCGGUCAGCAGCUCUCCUAAGCAGGAUCUCAUGAUGAAGGCCGAUUUAUUCUUUUACAUUGUCCAGCCAGCUUUUCUUUCGACGACCCUUUCUUCGUGCUCCUUGCAUUGUACCUUGAGGGAUGACUUUUGAUAGUAAGUCAUGUCUUUAAGUAUAACCAAACCAGCUCAACUUUCGUCUCUUCGUAGUGUCUAGGUCUAGGGGUUUUGCCAGCCAGUGAUGACUUGUACAAAUACAAACUCGUUCUUCUUCUUUUCCUGGUAUCUGGUACCCACCAUUUAUGUGUAGCAUUUACUGUCAAAGGCUUGAAUUCUUCUUUCAGUCUCAGCGUUGGGUGUCCAACUUUCACAACCAGAUAGAGUCUAGACGUAGUGACAACAAGCGAAGAAAACAGUCUUAAUUUUAUCUGGAAGCUGAUGUUACUCUUUCAGAUUUUCCACAAUUUGCUCAUGACGGCGGAUGCCAAGCUUAAACGGAUUUGUAUAUCUUUUAAUGAUCCUCCAGCUCUUGUUAUAUCUGACCCUAUGUAUUUAGAUCAGUCAACGUCUUCUAAUGAUAGGCCAUUCAAUUGUACGCAACACUUCGUACUACCUUCACCACUUUGCUUUGCUCUUGUCAGCACUGAUUUCCAUACCAACGUCUCUAGCUGUAGCAUCAAGUUUGGAAGUAAGAUCUUGUUCGUAGUCUGCAUGCUUAUCAACGAGGUCUGAUAAACUCUAAUACAUCUGCAAACAUGACAUUGAAACAGGCCGCUUAUUUGUGGCUUCAUAUUCUGUAAAUUAUUUCCAUCAGGAUAUGCUCCAGAAAUAUGUUACAAAGAGCUGGUAGAGAACGCACUCCGAUGUCUUGUGACAAAUCCAAAUAAACUAUUCAAAUGUA
Biomphalaria glabrata is the source of this 2685-nucleotide messenger RNA. RefSeq names its product beta-1,3-galactosyltransferase 1-like. Gene Ontology annotation, molecular function: hexosyltransferase activity. The record is from RefSeq and is a predicted model, not a curated record. Bases 65 to 1270 code for a protein of 401 amino acids. The transcript is spliced from 2 exons. Gene Ontology annotation, cellular component: membrane. NCBI's taxonomy places the organism in Eukaryota, Metazoa, Mollusca, Gastropoda, Planorbidae.